AAUGUACUAAGAUUGCAGACCCUGUAAGUAACGAACGACGUCAUUUGGGUCUGGGUCUCAUUUUCGCUGUGUUUCCAACGCAAUAAGUUAUAUUUAAUUUAGAUUUUAUUUAAAGCUAGCUCUUUUGCUAGUAUUCGUUAUGAUAUUGUCAUGUCUAAAUCCGUUGAUAUAGAUAAAGUUGGCGAAUGUCUCCGAAACAUUGUAGAUAACAAUCGAUGUGGCAUUUGUGAUAAUUUAGGAAAAACAUUUUGGAGAUGUGUGCAUGGCCACAUUGCCUGUGGUGACUGCUCAGUCAAAGAAGAAGAGUGCAGUACUUGUUACACUAUAUUCAACUCGCCGGUUUCAAAUAAUAUCUGGGUAGAAGAUGAAAUACAAUCGGAGAAAGCUAAACAUGCAUUGGAACUUUUGAAUACAUUUCAAGAUACUUUUAAAACUGAUGUUUACAGAAGGCAGAGAAUUUCAGACCAACUGAAAGCUGAAAAAGAAUUAUUUCCUGAUUGUAUCCAAGCUCCAGUGAAAUACACCAAUAAGAGAAAAACUCUAAAUUCAAUCACUUCUAUUAAUGAUAAAAAGAACAGUGUAAAUUCAUAUUAUCCUGGUCAAGCAACAUUUACACGAAGGGCAUUGAAAAUGGAGAAGUCCAAAUAUGUUCAGCAGUGGUUAGAAAGCAGCACUGAAAAACGUAAACCGUUUGCCAACAUCAAUAUUAACAAUCAGAGACUUCCAAAUCAAAAUAAACCUCUACACAAAUCACGAACAGCUAAGAACAAAUGUCAGAAUAAGUUAAAAAGACCUGUAAAAACAUCUAACGAUGAAAAUAAUCCCACUAACCUCCGUCUGAAGGAGUCUUCUCAUACAUUUUUACAGAAAACACCUAAAAAAGAUGUAAAUUCUAAAAAUCAGAAUACUGUUAAAGAUCAUGGAAAACUUGGCAAAAUAAGCAGAAUUCAAGAUGAUAGUGGGAUUGCUAUGGAUGAGGAGUUUACUUGCAUUACUAUAGAGGAUUCUCAGGAGAUUAUUGACAAAGAUGCUCUAGCCUUGCAGGCUGUGCACGAAGCUGAAAGGAAUGAAUUGUUACUUGAUUCCAUGCAUGAUGAUAACGAAGAAUGUAAAUAUGAUUUUCUAAAAGUACCAUUUGAAAAAAAGAGUUUGCUUUAUUUGUCAUGUCCUAAUUGUAAUGUAGAUGUACAAAAUGUUGAUUCUGUGCAACAUCAGCAUACCAAUACAUUGUCUAUUAUAGUUGAAUAUGGGUCUAAAGUGGAAACAAAUGUAAAUAUGCCAUCAGUUUCUGUGCAAACAGAGAUAAGUGAAAUCAGUAAAGCAAGUUAUACUGUUACCAAUGAAUAUGAGAAGUUAAUGUCUUCUCCACAGAUCACCAAAGGAAACAACAAAGUUCAUCUGCCAAGUCAAGAUCUUUUCAUAGAUGAUAUAAAUAAUUUUAAUACUCAUGUACAAAAUGAUAUUUUGGUAAAAAAAGGUGAUACUUUUCCCCAAAAUAAAGAAAAUGUUCGAAUUAUAGAUGAUUCAGAUACAGAUGUUGAAGCAGAACAAUUGCAGGUAGCAGCUGAAGUCCACAGGACAUGCGAGCUAAAGGAUUACGAAGUUCUAUCGGAAUUGGCUCUUAACGAAAUGGAAAACAGGAAGAGGCGUGCGGAGCGCGGCGUGACGCCUGGCAGCUCAGACUCGUCCGAAAAAGAAAAUUUAGAUCCCAAUAGAAUGAAAAGAUUUAAAUGUAUGAAAAAGAGCAAAAACAAACAUAAUAAAGUAUGAUUUAUAUGAAAAA
Molecule: messenger RNA, 1783 nt
Organism: Plodia interpunctella (Indianmeal moth)
Lineage: Eukaryota; Metazoa; Arthropoda; Insecta; Lepidoptera; Pyralidae
Exons: 4
Coding region: 151-1770 (539 amino acids)
Source: RefSeq, a predicted model, not a curated record